This is a messenger RNA of Scaptodrosophila lebanonensis, 855 nucleotides long. RefSeq names its product ribonuclease P protein subunit p25-like protein (gene Rpp25). Gene Ontology annotation, biological process: tRNA 5'-leader removal. The transcript is spliced from 5 exons. Gene Ontology annotation, cellular component: ribonuclease MRP complex. The coding region runs from base 145 to 774 and encodes 209 amino acids. Gene Ontology annotation, molecular function: RNA binding. The record is from RefSeq and is a predicted model, not a curated record. NCBI's taxonomy places the organism in Eukaryota, Metazoa, Arthropoda, Insecta, Diptera, Drosophilidae.
UCGAGUUGUUUAUUUUCGUAUUUCAAUUCGUGUUGCAGGUGCAAUUAAACUGUAAUUAGUAGUGAUUGUGUAAAUUAAGUUUGGAAGUGCCUGCCAUAACAUUUUUGCGCAUACGCACGAACUUACAUACAUAGGCCAACCAAGAUGAUGCACUAUAGAAAGGCCGAGAAUGUGGAACAGGAGUUGAGUAAGAACGAUUUGCCUUUCGAGGAUUGCAUGCCAAAGACACAAAAGGAUUUUCUCUGGAUGCAUGUUAAGGGCGGCACCAAAGUCAGCAAUGUCAUUAGCUACGCCGAGGCGGCACUCAACAAAGGUGAAUACCGUACCGUCGUCUGGAGCGGUUCGGGCGGUGGAGUUGUCAAGACCAUAUCCUGCGCUGAGAUUCUAAAGCGUAGUCACGAGCUAUAUCAGGUUACGCGUAUGGGAUCCACCAGUGUCGAGGAGCAUUGGAAGCCGCAAAUGGAUGGCCUCGAGGAAAUAAUUGUGAGACGCGAAAUACCGACAUUGCACAUAUUGAUGAGCUUGGACGAGCUGGAUAAGAGCAUCGCGGGUUUGCAGAGGCCCAAUACUAGCAGCGAUUUUUGGGUCGAUGAUGCGGCUCCCAUGCAGCAGCAGCAGCAGCAGCAACAACAACAACACAGUGAAGCUGGAGGCAGCAAUCAACAGUCCAACAAGCGUCCACGUUCUGGUCGUUACCAGAAAAAUAAUACUAAUAAGCCGCAACAGCACCGCCAGCUUCCAAAUGAUGUCGACAUGACCAGUGGUCAUGGAUAAAUGCAACACCCUCUGGUGAAGUGCAAGUUUAAAGAAAAUAAUCUUUCAAAUAAAUAUUUGUACAUUUAAUUCACCACUCAA